AUGCAAAGAAGAAGCACAAAAGCUUUUCCCAGCUUGAUGACCCUUCUACUCACGAGGUACCAUAAACAAUUGGAAAUUUCUUGUCAUGCAGUUGCAUCUGUCCAAAAUAACGUGUAUUUCGGAGCAAAGGCAACUAUAAACGUUUGGCAACCCCAAGUUCAGACCAGUGGUGAAUUUAGCUUGGCUCAAAUAUGGGUUCUUGCAGGUGCUAAUUCAUUUCUGAACAGCGUUGAAGCUGGUUGGAUGGUAAGUCCAAGUCUAUAUGGAGAUAACAACACAAGACUCUUCACUUUCUGGACAAGAGAUGGCUAUCAAUCCGUAGGGUGCUACAACUUGUUCUGCCCUGGCUUUGUUCAGACCAAUACAACAAUUGCAUUGGGUGCCACCAUUUCACCUGUUUCUACCUAUCAUGGUGCUCAAUAUGAUAUCAUCCUAUGUAUCUUUAAGGAUCCAAAGCAAAAUGUGUGGUGGCUACAAUAUGGGAAUGACGGUGUAAUUGGUUAUUGGCCUGCUUCCUUAUUUACAAGCCUCGCAGACAGUGCUUCACUAAUUCAAUGGGGUGGAGGGGUGGUAAAUACUGCUCAAGGUGGGCAACACACCACAACUCAAAUGGGCAGUGGCCAUUUUUCUGAAGAACAAGCUGGAGGGGCAAGUUACUUCAAGAAUCUUCAAGUAGUUGAUCAAUCCAACACUUUGGUCCCUCCUGGUGACAUCACAUCUACAGCUCAAAAGCCGAAUUGCUACAACAUAAUACUUGCAAAGAAUGAUGAUGCCGGAGAUUUCUUUUUCUAUGGUGGACCAGGAAGAAAUCCUAAUUGUCCAUGA
Coffea arabica (coffee) is the source of this 825-nucleotide messenger RNA. NCBI's taxonomy places the organism in Eukaryota, Viridiplantae, Streptophyta, Magnoliopsida, Gentianales, Rubiaceae. The record is from RefSeq and is a predicted model, not a curated record.